AUGACUGUCGCGAGCUCCUCGACCCCCACCCCGAGCGUGCGCGACCCCCGGCGGCGCCAAUCCAUGCCCCUUCUGUAUUCAUCCACUCCAUCAGCGCCCGACAUAGAGCGCGUCGCGCCCUUCGCCUUCGCCACCUGCCCCAUGCCAGAGCCGCACCGCGAGCGGAGCCUCGCCGCGCGCGCCUUCGCCGCCAUCCUCUCGCCGUUCCGCAGGCGCCCCGCCGAAGAGUUCCAGACGCGCCACAUCGCGCGCUCCACCCCCGCGCUUCCGCACCCACAUAAGCGGGAGGACGCCCUCGACACCUGGCACUCGUGGGGCAGCGAGCUUAGCAUCGCGUCCAAGCUGGUUGACGAGACACACCUCUCGCCAAGCAGUGCAGGCGGGCGGCGCGUACGCCGCUCCCUCUCCGGUACUUUGGUGCGGCGCGCUCGCACCCCAUCAGUUGUCGCGCCACACCUCGCCAUCGAGGCUAUCCUCGGUAAACGCGGCCUGGGCGCGUCGCAGGCAUCGCUGCGCUCCACGGCACCUGCGCCGCCACAGAUAUCGCUCGACUUUGACUGGGGCCCAAGCGCAUCGGAGCUCCCGUCCGACGCCCUGUGCACCACCCUCGACGAGCCCGAGCCCCCAAUUCCACCCGCGAGCACCAGCCCAUUCGCCAGACCACAUAGCAUGCUCACCUCAUCAGCCAACGCAUCAGUUCUUACGUUGACAAAGAGCAAGCCGAGACUCCGCCGACUGGGGUCCCGCCGCUUCUCGCGCACAGCCAAGUCGCCGCCUGCUGUGCCGAUACCACUACCACGCAUUGAGCUGGAGCUCAUCGAGGACGGCUUUGCCGUCGACUUUGCAGUGAUCGCAGAGGACAGGUCGUCCGAGUUCUUGGCUCUGCACGGCUGCACACGCCGCCUGCGAGCUGCGACUGCGAGGCUGUCCGGCAUCGGUGGUCCGGGCGAAUCCGAGCAUUCCGAGCUCGGAUCGCCCUCAGGACCGCCGCCACCGCUCUCCUGA
Messenger RNA from Cutaneotrichosporon oleaginosum, 1005 nucleotides. RefSeq lists its product as uncharacterized. Lineage: Eukaryota; Fungi; Basidiomycota; Tremellomycetes; Trichosporonales; Trichosporonaceae. The record is from RefSeq and is a predicted model, not a curated record.